CACAGCUGCUGCAACCUUUACUCCAUACGCCAUCAAAAGAGUAUGUGAAAAUGCAGGUUUCCAGUAGAUUGACUUUAAUUAAUCAUAAAUAGCCCACUGUGGGGGGAAGGUGAUGCUGAAUAGGAAUCGAUCUGAACUUGCUGUUAAGGUAACAACCAAAACGAAAAACUGCUCAGAUAAGAAUGUGCCCUAAAACGUCAAUAGACUAACCUGGGAUGAACCUGGUAGAGUCUAUAGCUUUUUUAGUAUGGAUGCUCUCCUCACACUCCUUGGUUUUCUUACUUUUGCAGUGAAGACAAGCACAGGGUCACAUUCCUUGGUGGUGUUUGCAACAUUCAUCAUUGGACACACUCCGUUCCCAGAGUUCAGCGCGGUUGUGAUGCUGGACGAUGUCCAACUGGGUUACUACGACUCAGACGUGAGAAAGUUUAUUUUGAGAGGACUCACGUCCGAGCCUGAGGAUGUUGUACUUCAGGAGGAUGCCAGUGUGGUCUUUGGACACGUAAACAGGGGCAUGAAAUACAGAGCCUCUCACCUGAGACAGCGGUCCAACCUCACGGGCGCAGGCAUCUACGUCCAGCAGAGAAUCACAGGCUGUGAGUUGCUGGAUGAUGACCAGCCUGGUCCAAUGGCAGUGAAAGACGCCUUCAACGGGCAGACUGGAGACCAUCUGUCCUUCACCAAUGACCAGCACAGCUUCUGGAACCAGUGGCAGUGGCCAGCCAUGUGGGACAAGCUGCAGUUUAGCCAGGUGAAGUGGCUGUAUGAGAACAUCUACCAGCCCAUCUGCCUCAGGACCCUCAGGACAUAUCUGAGGAAACAGAGGAAUCGUGUCAUGAGGAAAGUGAAGCCCAGAGUCCGGCUCCUCCAGAAGACACUCCCAGACUCUAGAGGGGCCAAAGUGACCUGUCUGGCCACUGGUUUCUACCCCCGUCACAUCAACCUGACCCUGCUCAGAGACGGGCAGUCCGUUUCUGACCACCAGAUCACUGGCGGAGAGCUGCUACCCAAUGGAGAUGAGACGUACCAGAUGAGGAAGAGCUUGGAGGUCAGCCCAGAGGAAUUACAGCAUCACCACUACACCUGUACAGCUGAACAUCUCAGCUUGGACAACAAGCUGGAUAUUGCUUUGGGGAGUGAAUGGGGCUCAGCCACUACAACCAUAGCGUCCACUGCACUGGUGGCUGUGUGUGUGUGCCUGAUCGGAGCUGCUACCGGAGUCUUUCUAUUGUGUAAGAAGAACACAACAAAAGAUAAGGGCUCCCAGAUUUCUCUACAGAGUAACUACACAGCAACUCCAGGGGAAGACCCAAGUGAGGCAUCCAGUGACACACAUUCAUAAGGAGCUGUCAUCACAUAUGGAUAACAAAAUUGUGGAACAUUCACAGGAGAUGUUCACAGAGCACCAUAUUUACUCAAAUAUAAUAUAUAUUAUACAUAUAAUAAUAUAUCAACAAUCCUAGCAACCAUGAAAACAAAGUAAUACUAACCUCAACCUCAAGUUCUGAGGCUCUGGAGUUCUAAGAGUGAGACACUGAAAUAUCAUUCCAUUAACUCUGCCUGUGAGAGCUGUUUUCUGAUGCUCAAUGUGCUGUUCCUAUGUGUUAAUCCCUGGUACUGGAGCUGGGUGAAAUUGCGUUUAAUGUCUUCUGCACUUGUGGAAUUUUUCUGUACCCUGACAGCAUUUUAUUUUAUACAUCUGCAUGUAGGCCUAUAUGUUUAUUUUUUACCUCCGCGAAGGACUCAAAAAGUUACAGAUGGAUUUCGAUUAAAUUUUCAGGAAAGGUCUGAAAUGACCCAAGGAAGAAACAAUCACCAUCUGGAUUCAGGAGGCGGCUCACACAAUAUGUGUGAAACAUUAAAACAUUUUUCAGUAAAACAUGUUGAUAUGACACAUUUGUGUGUAAAAUUAGAUGUACCACAUAGCAGUACAAAAUAUGACCGCCACUCAGUCCUCGAAAUCACUCUUCAAUUUGUCUCCAUCUGCCUAUGUGUGUGUGUGUGUGUGUGUAUGUGUGUGUGUGUGUGUGUGUGUGUGUGUGUGUGUGUGUGUGUGUGUCUCAUGCUUGUAAAAAUUUACCGGCAACCCUUUGCUCAACACCGCCAUCUACAGGCCAACUGGUAUACAGUCACUAAAUGUACACAUAAAUAAUUGUAGCCCUCUCUCCCUAUGGAGCGAUUUGCAUCGACCCAUUUCAUACACUCUUCUUGGCCAUGGGUUCAUUCUCCAUCCAGUUAAUGUGAUAAGCUGAGAGUGAAUCCACAGAGGCCACUGCCAGUGUUGCUUUGUUCCUCUCUCCAGCCCAAUCCACACCAUGCCCUUGUGCUGAGAGUCUGCAGACUUUAACAGACUUGUCAUAUUCCUCAUAUUCUCUGCAGUGGCCAGGUCAAUAUGGACUUUCCUGCAGUACUCCUGAGCUUCUGCCCAUGUUUUAAACUCAUUGAUGUAGGCCUACUGCACCGCAGAUAAAUGCCAGAGUAGGCCUCAGUGCUGCAUGGGUAGGAGCAGACAUGCACCUUUGGCCAUGGAUAUGGAGUUUCAUCUCAUGCCAUGAUUUUAUCUGACACCGUGAUUUAAGAAAAUACCACUGAAUUAUUUGUGCAUCCCUUUCUCAUGAAGGCAAUGUCCCAAUGUUUCAUUUGGACUCAAUUAUGAACUGAUUGUUGGUCAAGACCCACGUCACUGUG
Messenger RNA from Sardina pilchardus (European sardine), 2688 nucleotides. Its product is annotated as major histocompatibility complex class I-related gene protein-like. NCBI's taxonomy places the organism in Eukaryota, Metazoa, Chordata, Actinopteri, Clupeiformes, Clupeidae. The transcript has 7 exons. The record is from RefSeq and is a predicted model, not a curated record. Gene Ontology annotation, biological process: immune response. Gene Ontology annotation, cellular component: external side of plasma membrane. The coding region runs from base 248 to 1342 and encodes 364 amino acids.